AUGUCUGAAGAAUUAACCAAGCAAACUGAGGAAUUAAACUUGGAAUCCAAGACUGUUUUCGACAACAAGGAAGAGUUCGAAGCCAAGCAUCCUUUGAAUAGCAGAUGGACCUUAUGGUACACCAAGCCACAAACCAAUAAGAGUGAAAACUGGCACGAUUUGUUGAAGCCAGUCAUCACUUUCUCUUCUGUUGAAGAGUUCUGGGGCAUCUACAACUCCAUCCCUGUGGCCAACCAAUUGCCUUUAAAAUCUGACUACCACUUGUUCAAGGAAGGAAUCAGACCAGAAUGGGAAGAUGAGCAAAACUCCAAGGGUGGUAAGUGGCAAUAUUCCUUCACCAACAAGCGUGAAGCCAGUGGUGUCAUCAACGAUUUGUGGUUGCGUGGAUUGUUGGCCGUUGUCGGUGAAACCAUCGAAGACGAAGAAAACGAGGUCAACGGUAUUGUCUUGAAUAUUAGAAAGCAAGCUUUCAGAGUCGGUAUCUGGACCAAGGAUUGCGAAGACAGCAAGUUAAGAACUGUUGGUGAAAGAUUAAAGAAGGUCUUGCAAUUGAGUGAUGAGCAAAAGGUUGAAUUCAUCUCCCACGAUGCCUCCAACAAGAAGGGUUCUGAAGCUCAAAUCGUUUUGUAA
Suhomyces tanzawaensis NRRL Y-17324 is the source of this 630-nucleotide messenger RNA. It is a transcript of the gene EIF4E, whose product is annotated as translation initiation factor eIF4E. Gene Ontology annotation, molecular function: translation initiation factor activity; RNA 7-methylguanosine cap binding. Gene Ontology annotation, cellular component: cytoplasm; eukaryotic translation initiation factor 4F complex. The record is from RefSeq and is a predicted model, not a curated record. The transcript has a single exon. Gene Ontology annotation, biological process: translational initiation. Lineage: Eukaryota; Fungi; Ascomycota; Pichiomycetes; Serinales; Debaryomycetaceae. The coding region runs from base 1 to 630 and encodes 209 amino acids.